Messenger RNA from Ambispora gerdemannii, 384 nucleotides. The record is from the annotation of a GenBank genome assembly. NCBI's taxonomy places the organism in Eukaryota, Fungi, Glomeromycota, Glomeromycetes, Archaeosporales, Ambisporaceae.
ACUAUACGAUAUGGUAAUUUCAAAACAUUUAAGGACUUGUAUAAUAAUAGUCUUUUUGUUGAUUUCUAUUUGAAACUCAAGAUUGAACACAUUCGAUCUAAAGAGGGGACAAGUCGCUUUGAGGUUGAUCCAAAUGACGACAUUAUAACAUUAACAAAAAAGAUUGCAAUCCAACUCAAAUUUGAUCCGUCCACACUUAAAAUAUCAAAAGACUCUCAUGGUAAUCUUAUAUACAUAACUUUUGAAGACAGAGGAACCAGGCACUUCAGCAGCUUAGGACCAUUUGAGCCAACAACGAAUACCAGUUCAUCAUCAGCAUUGAAUGUAAAGCAAGAAGCUGUCGAUGAUUAUCUAGAGAAACAGUCUGGUGACUUUAUUAAAUGA